This is a messenger RNA of Peronospora matthiolae, 381 nucleotides long. The record is from the annotation of a GenBank genome assembly. Lineage: Eukaryota; Oomycota; Peronosporomycetes; Peronosporales; Peronosporaceae.
AUGGAGGUGGAGGAGGAGGAAAGACGCUCUCCACACGAUCAUGUGGAUCGGUGUGUUCCCGAGGGCUUCUUUGAUCGCGUAACGCAAGGGUUACGCGACGAUCUCGAGCAUGAGCGGAAUAGGCGUCUCCAAAUGGCGGACACUGCCUCGAAGCAUCGAGCUGAGUUUGCCUUUGCUCAGCUCGAGAACGAGAGAUCUCUGACAUCUCUUCGUGACGAGCUAAGGGUAGCUCGUGGGAUUGUUGAUCGGUCUCGGGAUGAGAUAGCUGCUCUUCAGACCCUUGUUGAUGCCCACCAUCGGGAGCACAAGGCUCUCUGCGAGAUGCUUGAGCGCAAGGGCGUUCUUCAUCGGAAGAAGCAGCGUACUGAUGGUACGGCUUAA